GAGUCAAAUAACGAGAAUUUUGAUUAUGAAAUUUCGAAUAAUGAUUCUGGUGAUAUAUUAGAUGAAGACAAUGUGUUGAGUGAAGCUAAUUUGCUAAGUAAAGGAGAUUUUUUAAGCGAAGACGAUUUGUUAAGCAAAGGCAAUUUGUCAAGUGAAGAUAAUUUAUUGAGCAAAGGCAAUUUGUCGAGCGAAGAUAAUUUAUUGAAUAAAGAGGAUUUUAACAGAGAAAUUGUUGAUGAGCUUUUAAGUAGUGAAGAAAUGCCAUCUAUUAAUAGAGAAUUUGUGCUAUACUUCAGUAAUAUUACAGAAUUUAAGAACUAUUUCGUACUUGGUUUUGUGCCAUUCAGUGGUUCUUUCAACGAAUUUAUUGGUCCUUUUGUUUUAGAAAUGAAACUUUUAGAAAAGGGAAAAGUAAUAGAUGUGCAAAGCAAUAAAAGCCUUGUAUUUGCAAGCCUUGAAGAUGUAACUUCUGAUUUGCCACAAGGCAAUGAUCUG
This is a messenger RNA of Racocetra persica, 495 nucleotides long. NCBI's taxonomy places the organism in Eukaryota, Fungi, Glomeromycota, Glomeromycetes, Diversisporales, Gigasporaceae. The record is from the annotation of a GenBank genome assembly.